CCGAGAGAUUAUUACCUGAAUUACCCAAACUAAUUUCGGGUAAUCAAAAUCGUUAUCUGAAUUUAAGAUUGGGUACUUCGAGUUUGGGUAAUUCAGGUCCGAAUCCGAGUAAUUUAGGUACGGGUAAUUUGCCCAGGCUUACUCUUGCUAUCUCCAUUCAAAAGAAUAUAUAGACAGUUAAAUGAAUUCUGGCCUAAUCUAAAAUAAAAAAUUAUAAUUUCUAUAAUACAAAAUACUCUCUCCGUCCAGUAAAGAAUGCAAUUAUAGGACCAUAGAUUAGCUGGUUAGAUUCCUUGUGUAUAACCUGUCCAGCCGGGUUCAAGUCCUCGACUUGGUACAGAUGCUCAUAUUUUCAUGGACUUAUUAUUCCAGGAUUUAUCGGUCCUAUGCUUUCAGUGGUAGACGAUGUCCCCAUCAACAGCGAGACGCCUGAGAUGACUUCAUAAAUCUCGUGAUCAAUCGUCUUAGUCCUUCGGAGGUACCCAUAAGGGACCCAUGUUCUUCUGAUUUGCAUUUAGUUGAUGCGAUUCUUUCGAAAUUGGUGAAUUGUAAAGGCUCUGGUGGAGCUCCAUGGCAGGGACCAUUGCCACCUCCACGCAUUUCUCCUCCCAAAACGCUGGGAGAUUGCAUUGCCAGAGCUUCGUACCAGAGUACACCUAAUUCAUCACCGGUUAGAAGGUUUGCUCGGGUAAAUUUUUCCACUUUAUCACCGGCGACCACUUCGCCGGUUGGGGAGAAGAAAGGUUCCAAACAGUCAAAAAAGGAUGAAAUUCAGAAACUGAAUUGUAGGGACACUGAUCCAGAAUUCCCUCCGUUGGUUCCGAAGGCCGCUACGGAGUUUCCCGUGCGUGUCCACGGAGACAAUACGGUGGGCAACAAUCCUGAGCGAGUGGUUACCCUUGGGCCUGGUAGAACGUUUCGGCCUACCAAAGGCCUAUGUGCUUUGUUUGCAAGGACAGGCACUCGAGUCAUAACCCUAUCAAAGUCACAGCCGCCGGUCACAUCUCCACAUCGACGAUCAUUCGCGGAAGGCGUACGGAGUAAGAGGCAGAUGGCGGCUCACGGGAAUGGUGGUUUUGGCCAUGGCUUUGGUGAUCGGGACGAAGCCCUCGAUCUGCGUUUCCAACCGGGGUUCAACCCAAGACGCGGAGGUCGGGGCGUUGGGCGGGGCUUUGCCGCUAGCCGUGGACGAGGUCGCAACAACGGCUAUAACUUUGGCGGUCGCCACGGCGGUGGCGCACAAUUUCAUGGCGGUGGAAGGGCGUAUGGAGGUUAUGGCUGUGAUCGAAGCUACGGAGGGUGGAGGGGCCGCGAUGGUUGGCAUCAGUUCAACUACGGCCCUCAUCCUCCUCCCCAAUACCAUGGCGUCAACGGGCUGAUGGGAGGACACCCCCACCAGGCGCCAGUUGGGCACCAGUUUGGGGGCGCUGUGCAUCAGGUCGAAGGCGGUGGAGCUUCUCCUCAGGGAGGGGAGGGAGCACCAGUGCACCCUGUUCGCCACGCCCAUGGAGCUGGUGGGCACCUGCUUCUUCAUCAACAGGCGCCGGUAGUGGGUCAGCAGGGUGGUGGUGCCCCUCAGGUCGUCCCUGCUGCUGCUCAUCAACUGGUGCCCCAACAGGCGCCCAACGCUGCUCCUCAGGGAGGGGGCGUUGUGCUCCAGGCCGCCUCUACCGCUGUCCAACUGCCUCCUCCCCAACAGGAGGCCGGUGUAGGGCUUGGUGGUGGUAAUGGGGCAGCAAGCAACGCGUCCGCAUCGGCUAUGGUGGUGGACUCAGAGAAUGGCAAAGCAACUGAGAACAAGGCUGCAGAGAACCCUAAGGUGACUACCCCAUCUAAUACAGUGUUAGAUAUCCCAGAGUCCUCUGACAAGGGUGCACAGAAGAAUAAGGGCAAGCCCUUUUGUUACAGAUGCCGCACCAAAGGUCACACAAUUCAUGAAUGCACUGUUGCCUUAUGCUGUGCAAUCUGUUUUGGGGAACAUGUCACUAAACUUUGCCAGAACUUAAAAAAAACAAAUGUUAAUGCCAUUCGAUGUGGUUAUGCGGUUGAAGGUUUGGGUUUUUAUUAUAUUCCAGUGCCUGGAAAUCCUAAGGUGCAUAGUGAUAAGAAAUUGGCUCUAGUGCGUGUUUUGGAAGGUCCCUUUACUGUCCAGGAUUUGGCAGUGGAACUGGAAAGACUUCUGCCAGGUCAGAAGAACCAUAAUUGGGGAAUUGAAUUGAAAGGCAAUGAUGCUUUCAUUAUUAAUUUCCCUCAUGCUAGUAUACUGGAUAAUAUGGUGAAUUGGGGAGCAAUGGAUGCGAAAGCUAAGGAGGGGAGAAUCCGUUUUGAGAAAGGUAUAGAUCCUGAGGUUUACAAAUAUGAGAUAGGAAAAGUGUGGGUGCAGUUCAGAGGACUACCUAAAGAGCUUAAAAAUUUUCCCAUUAUUUGGGCAAUUGGAACUAUUUUAAGUGUACCUCGUGCUGUUGAUAUGGUCUUUACUAAUAACACUGGUAGGUGUAGAAUGAAAGUAGUUGUGCUAGCAUCUAAUCUUAUCCCAGAUUUUGUGGAUGUGGUUAUUGGUGAUCAGGUUUACAGUCUACAGUUUAAAAUUGAGGAAAAUCCUACUGGUGAGCCACAGGUCAUUGAUAUGGACUCUACUAGUGAGGAGGACCCCAAGGAAAAAGAAAAUGAGGGAGAUGAUCCCAAGGAUAGAGACACAAUUGGUAAAGCUGCAGAUGGAAAGAUGGAUGUAGAUGGAGCAGGAACUGGCACACCCAAAGGGGAUAAGCAGAAGGCCAGUGAGACAGGCAAUGCAAAUAACAAGACUGUAGUGCUGUUACCUCAGCAAGAAGCAGCUAAAAUUAUAUUGCAGAGUGACUCUGGGGUUAAAGAUAAUACAAGUAAUGGUGGGGUAGCUUCACCGGGGAGAUCCAGUAAGAGGAACGUCUCCAAUGAGGAUCAGGACUCCCUUGAGAAAGCUUCAAGGCUCAAGGCAAGCAAGAACCUGGAGACUCCUAAGAACAAAGGUACUAUUUCGAGGAACGCAUUGGCUAUGUCAGUGAACAAGCUUGCAACGGCAUGAUGAUCUUAAAGAUCAGCUCAUCUCGGGGGCUCAGCAUCUAGAGACGUGCGCCCUAGACUUUUUCAGUUCCAUUGGAUGGUUUUCUCAAAGGCAUGUUGGCUAUGUUUAGUCAAAGACUUUCUUUUGUUCCGGUUUCUAUGUACACGGUUGUAAUCUGCUACAGCCGAUCUUUACGCCCAUUUUAAACUCUGUAAUAAUUGGCCCCUUGGAUAGAUGAAGCCGGAUAAUAUAUCCUUUAUCUAAAAAAGGAUUUGCAUACAUGUGUUUAUAAGGACGAGUCUGCGUGCGUUGUAAGUGUCUGCGUUGUACGGUGUAAUUCUAAAAAAAGUAACUCAAGUUUGACCGAUUUUA
Molecule: messenger RNA, 3412 nt
Organism: Sorghum bicolor (sorghum)
Lineage: Eukaryota; Viridiplantae; Streptophyta; Magnoliopsida; Poales; Poaceae
Exons: 2
Coding region: 1052-3061 (669 amino acids)
Source: RefSeq, a predicted model, not a curated record